AUGUGCUCCGUCCAGCGACAUUUCCCCAUCCAACCGUCGACCUUCCCCACCUUCAGGCAGUCCCCCACGUUGGCCGUGUCCUUGAGCAUCGCCACGUGCUUGAGGGCGCGCAGGUCGCCCAGCGUGGACGACUGCAGGAUGGAAGACUUCCCCUCCAUCGUGCCACCUGGAGCCUUCGACACCGUCGGUGCAGACACUCACGUGUGCGCGCCCCCGAAGAGGGCAGCAGGCGCCGCGAGAGCGUUUGGGGAGAGGGAGCUUGCAGAGGGCGCUGCGCCUUGCGGCAGCCAACUUCCCGUCGCCGUCGGCGUUCCUAUCCGGAGCGUACUCUUGUCUUGCGGGCUAGGCCUGCCCUCGGCCGCGCUUCAGAUAGAGGAUGCUGGCAGCAUCCUACCACCGAAAUGCCACGCCUCAAAAACCGGGGUGCCCACCAUACUCCGCGUCAGCCUGCCCAACCCGCCGGGAAGCGGUCAAAAACGCGGAGGGGGAAUUCUGCAGAGGGGCGCGCUGGUCGGCGCAGUGCCUCGCUUGCCAAGCGACGGUCGAAUGCGGCCGCUAGAGCGGCCCGUCUCGCCCCACCCCGCGGCAGCGCGCAGCCCUCUGAUCCACCAAGCUGCGCCACUCGGGCGACCGUGGGUGUCUAGCGCGGCUCGCGCCGUUCGAAUGGCCGGCGGGGCCUCGCGGGGCCUGAGCGCCAUGGCGACCUCUGUGAAGGACUGCGGCGCGUUCAUCGACAGGGCAGUCACGCUGACGGGCGCCCAAGCGGGUCCCCUUGCGGGGCUGACCUUCGCGGUCAAGGACCUAUUCGACGUCAAGGGCUUUGUGACAGGGUUUGGCAAUCCAACAUGGAAAGAAACCCAUGGCCCAGCGGAGGAAACUGCCCCGCCUGUGCAGAUGCUUGUAGAUGCUGGUGCUCACAUGGUUGGCAAGGUGCACAUGGAUGAGCUGGCGUACAGCCUGAAUGGAGAAAAUGUGCAUUAUGGAACCCCCACAAACCCUGCUGCACCUGGCAGAGUUCCUGGAGGGUCAUCUUCAGGAUCGGCGGUUGCUGUUGCGAAUAACGAGGUUGAUUUUUCCCUCGGCAGUGACACCGCAGGGUCAGUACGAGUGCCGGCAAGCUACAAUGGCAUAUUUGGAUUUCGGCCAACCCAUGGGCGGAUCUCUCUGGAUGCUGCCAGGCCAUUGGCACCAUCAUAUGACACAUGUGGAUGGUUUGCCAGAGAUGCGGCCCUCCUUGAGCGUGUGGGCAAAGUUCUGCUGGGGUCGGGCAACACGCCGCAGAGGAAACUGAGGAGGUGGCUUUGGGCGAUCGAUGGUUUCGCACACGCGCAGCCCACCACGUCGCAAAAACUUCAGGAUGACAUCGAAUCAGCCGCGCCAGCCAUUGUGUCAGUGUUGGGAGACGUGGAAAAGAUCACUGUGGCAAGCAUGACCGAAGAUGACGACCUUAGCCAGUGGAUCACUACCUUCAGGGUACUGCAGGGGCGGGAGGCGUGGGAAUGUCACGGUGAAUGGAUAAAAUCCGCCAAACCCACUUUUGGACCAGGCACUAGAGAGAGGUUUGAAAUGACUUCAAAGAUAUCUGCAGAGGAAGUCGCGGCAGCAGCAGUCUCGCAGCAAAGGAUUCGUGAGCACCUGGAUCGUCUGCUGGGUGAAGACGGUGCCUUGUUCUUGCCUACGGCCCCAGGUCCAGCACCGCUGUGCAACACUCCACUGCGUGAGCUGGAUGCCUUCCGUAAAGAACUGCUGACCCUCUCAUCCAUCGCCAGCAUUGGAGGCCUGCCUCAGGUGAGUUUACCACUGUCCAAGGUGGAUGGCUUUCCUGUAGGUCUUGGGGUGAUUGGCCCCAAGGGCUCGGAUGAGGGUUUGUUGGACCUCACCAAGUCGCUCAUGGAAGCCUUUGCGGAUUGA
Messenger RNA from Ostreobium quekettii, 1911 nucleotides. The record is from the annotation of a GenBank genome assembly. NCBI's taxonomy places the organism in Eukaryota, Viridiplantae, Chlorophyta, Ulvophyceae, Bryopsidales, Ostreobiaceae.